This is a messenger RNA of Chlamydomonas reinhardtii, 1954 nucleotides long. RefSeq lists its product as uncharacterized. The transcript is spliced from 10 exons. Lineage: Eukaryota; Viridiplantae; Chlorophyta; Chlorophyceae; Chlamydomonadales; Chlamydomonadaceae. The coding region runs from base 130 to 1095 and encodes 321 amino acids. The record is from RefSeq and is a predicted model, not a curated record.
GGGAAACAAUCACACAAAGCUCGGACCAAAGGCGCCGGUACUCAGACAGUUUGACCGGAGAUCGUGUUUGAUUCGUCGGUAAUGCAUAUGCCAAUCUAUCUUGAUCCAAAAAUGAACAAUAAGUAUUGAAUGGAACGUGUCGUAGCCGCAACCGACCUUGUUUUGCGAAAUGCCGCUGGCUGUGCGCCAGCCCUCGCAGCGACGGGGGUUGGAACAUGUCCAUUAGGUCAUCAUAUUCACUCUGGAGCUGAGGCGGCACAGCGGCGCGCACCCGGGAGGCGGUCUGCCCCACAAUACCCGAGCUUGACAGUAGCCGCCGCGGUGGUCCUCCGCAACGCACUCCGCCUCGCGCCGGCCCUCCAGCGGGCGGCCGGCCCUGUUGCUGCGCAUCGCAAAGCAACACGGAAGAGCCAGGCGUACGGCGAUGGUUUGAUUGUGCGCUGGCGCCGAGAGCAGAUUGCGGUCCUUUGGCGCUAUCUGCAAUCGCUGCCGGCUGGCAACCGGGCAUGCACACGAGACGCCUUGCAUGUGCUGGAGCGAGAGGGAGCGGCCGGCGGCGGCAGCGGCGGCGGCGGGCGCAGCGAGUUGCUGCUGGGGCUGGGCUGCGGCCCGCGCCGCGUGUAUGCGCGGGUGCAGGACAAGCUCAAGCGCAUGCAGCGCAUGGCGCACCACGGCAUGUGCCCGCUGGACUCUGCCGAACUCAGCAACCGGAUUACGGGAUGCCGCUGGCCGGAGUGGACCGCCGCCGCGCUGUCGCAGCUGCCCGGCGGCGCGGGCACACUGCAGCAGCUGUCCGAGGUGAUGGCGGCGGACCCCGCGCUGGCGCCAUACCUGGACUGGAGGCCGGACCCCAACUGCAGGGCUGUGCCCCGCUGGAGACAGCAGCUGAAGAAGACGUUGUCGCGGCUGCCCUGCUUUGUGAACACGGGGGUGCGGGCCGGCGACGGCACCAACUGCCACGUGUACCGCUACGACCCCCAGGUGAUGGCAGGAAGCGUGCGACGGAGGCGCGGCAGCCGUGGUGGUGGCGGCGGUGGUGGCGGCGGUGGUGGCCUGCAGCCGGAAGCCAACCAGCCCGGAGGCAAGCCUGGCUGAGCUGAGAUUGCAUUAGUUACAAGAGGGACCUGCUGACGCAGAGCGGAGUGGGCGUGUGGCUGUCAGGCGGUGCGGCGUCGAUCCCUGCGGCUGUUGGAUUGGAAUGAAACAUGUGCGUGGCAACUUGCGCGGCGAUGAGAGCGCGAGCGAAACCAAGCUAGCAGGAUCUUCCAUUCGCGGUUUUCUUCUGGUUACUGCACAUGCAGUUUACGGCGUCUUGCAUGUGUCAGCGGCGGACGGGCGUACCGCAUCCAGCAGCUGUUGGGCGGUGGCGCGCUGCGCCGCGUCAGGCGUGGUCCCGCAGCAGGCGCUCUGUGUGUGUGUGUGUGUGUGUGUGUGUGUGUGUGUGUGUGUGUGUGUGUGUGUGUGUGUGUGUGUGUGUGUGUGUGUGUGUGUGUGUGUGUGUGUGUGUGUGUGUGUGUGUGUGUGUGUGUGUGGCGAACGAGGGGGGGCCGGCGCGGUGUGGCGCGGUGCGGGCAAUGCAUGGGCAGUGCAGUGCGCGAGCGGGAUGGCGGACAGCUACCUGUCCCGUGGGGCGGGCCGGCGGGGCUUACGGUUUGGUGGGUCAAGCCUAAGACACUGUGAGACCUCCCCUGCUGUGAGAAGGCCCAAGGCAAUGGCUCUGUCCGUGUGGCGCUGUCAAGCAGCUAGGUGGUGGUGCUGGUGGCGCGGUGGCCUGGCACGGCGCUGGCGUUAGGGAAGGGGAACUGCUGACCGAUUGAGUGUCGUGACCCCGCUCGCGCGAAGAAUGCUGCUGUGCACUCCGGCCCAUGCGCCAAAGCUAAUGCGGUGAUGGCCUGAUGGACGUCACUGGCUCGUGAACUGCGUCAGCAGGUCCCUCUUGUAAUUAAUGCAAUCU